Messenger RNA from Racocetra persica, 138 nucleotides. NCBI's taxonomy places the organism in Eukaryota, Fungi, Glomeromycota, Glomeromycetes, Diversisporales, Gigasporaceae. The record is from the annotation of a GenBank genome assembly.
UAAUGGAUGCAAUGGGUCCAAAUACCAAUAUAACUAACUCUUUGUCCCCCCAAACAAUUCAACCAAUACCUACUAAUGAUUUUGAAAUACCAACUCAAUACAUAGCUUUACUAGAGUCUGAAAUCUUUAGUAAUAACG